AUGGAUAUUGAAAUACACAGACAAUUUCGACAUGCAGCAAUUGCUGCAGUAACAAUAUCAAUAUUUUCGGUUUCAUUGGCAAUUUUGACAGUACCAUUUCUCUAUAGCUAUGCAAAUUAUUUACAUUCGAAAAUUUUGGAUGGAACAGAAUUUUGUAAAAUGAGUUCACGAGAUAUGUGGUCCGAAAUGUAUGCUAUUCGAAAUCAACGUCAGAUAAGAAGACGUGAAAAACGUGGUUGGUUAUUUGGACAAUGGCGUGAUGAUGGUAUUGGUAAUGCAGGUGGAAAUGGUGCUUAUGGUGCACCUGCAGCGCCUGUAUAUGAACCACCAGCAGCACCAGCACCACAAAAGGAAGUAGUAGUACAAAUGAUGCGUUGUAUGUGUAAACAUGGACCACCUGGACCACCAGGACCACCAGGAGAUGAUGGUAAAGAUGGUGGAGAUGGAAAACCUGGAAGGCAUGGAAAUUCUGGAAGAGAUGGUAAUGUGAUGCCGCAUGAUGGUUUGAAGAAGGAACCUUGUGUAAUUUGUUUGCCUGGUCCACCUGGACCAGCGGGACAACCUGGUAAUAAAGGACCACCAGGAUUGCGCGGUGAAACAGGACAGCCAGGUCAUGAUGGAAAAAAAGGAAAUCGAGGAAUGACUGGACAACCUGGUUCAAUCGGCCGAGUCGGUGAACCUGGACCUAGAGGUAAAAAAGGCGAAGAUGGGAAAGUUAUUAAAGUAGAAGGACCUGCUGGUACUCCGGGACCCGAAGGACCAAUUGGACAACCUGGUGUAAAAGGACCAAAGGGAGAACGUGGACGGACUUCACCCGGACCUGAAGGACCACCCGGCGAGGAUGGGAAAAAAGGUAGAAGUGGUAAAAAAGGAUCACAAGGAUUACCAGGACCGAGAGGCUUACGUGGCAUUGAUGGUAAUUGCGAUCAUUGCCCACUACCACGAACUCCACCCGGCUAUUGA
Molecule: messenger RNA, 963 nt
Organism: Cercopithifilaria johnstoni
Lineage: Eukaryota; Metazoa; Nematoda; Chromadorea; Rhabditida; Onchocercidae
Source: the annotation of a GenBank genome assembly